Molecule: messenger RNA, 3063 nt
Organism: Erigeron canadensis
Lineage: Eukaryota; Viridiplantae; Streptophyta; Magnoliopsida; Asterales; Asteraceae
Product: transcription factor bHLH143-like
Exons: 4
Coding region: 670-1659 (329 amino acids)
Molecular function (GO): protein dimerization activity
Source: RefSeq, a predicted model, not a curated record
UGUCUCUGGGUUUUCAAGAUUUUCAUUGCUAUAGUUGUGGCUAAGACAAAGCAUGCGGUGGUGUAGCUUAUCUAUAGAAAUUUAUAGAAAAUUCAUCUUCCUCAAUCUUUACUGUCGUGUAAUUCUGUAAAAGUUUUCAAACCCUUUUGUGAAAUUACCAAAAUACCCUUCUCAUCAUUCAUUAUUUUCCUUUCGGUUCAUCCAUGGGAACUAAUCUUUUUGUUGUGAUCCCUUGUUACUGUCGUUGGAUUAGUUGAAUCCGAAUCCGUAAACCGAUUCUUAGCCGUUGGUUUGGCAAAGAUAAAGUUCGAGUCUUUUUCGUGUUAGUUACGUUGUACACAAAAUAUUGUAGUUGGGGAUUAUAUAGUUCUUGAGAUCUUUAGUAGUUAUGGUGGGUCAAUCAGCCGGUCAGACGAGAUUCCGAGCAUUGAAACAUGAAAAUGGAAUUGAUGGAAGUGCCACCAUAAUUGUUAAAGUUAUUGCAUGCUUUCAACCUCUUCAAGAUUGUCAGGCCGAGUAUUUUAGACUUUUGCUUAAGCCCGUAACGUAGUUCUGUUUUCCUGUUCGUGAUCAAGCUGGAAUUAUUAGUUUUCGUUGUUAUUAUAGUGUUUCAGAAAUCUUAAUACACGCCUGCUAUAGUGUUCAUCUCUUGGUAAUAGUUUAUAUUGGAUGGAGAAGGGUUUUGAAUCCUGGUUUCAGAACCAACAAAUCGAUUUAAAUUUGUCGAGUGCUCCUUUUGGUUUGUGGCACCGACCAAGUGUUCCAUUUUUAGGGAGUAUGCUCUCACCGAACAUGACUGAUGGAAACCUCCCACUGUUUACAUUUACUGCAAGCAAACCACAAGAACCAUGUGACUGGUUCAAUGGCUUGACCCAUGUGGUCAACUCGAUCCCGAAGAAACAACUUCCCGUACCUCAAGCCACAAAUGAGGUACAAAAGAAGUUUCUUGUGUUUGAUCAAUCGAAUGAUCAAACCACAUUGAUUUAUAACUCAACCCCGAUUCAGUACCACCCUCUCAAACCUCAACUUCCCAUUCACCGGAAAAGGGAAGAGUUAGUCAUUGAAAAAUUCGAGGAUACACGUAGGUCAAAUCGAAAUUUUGAUGACGGUUAUGAUGAUGCAAGUGAGAUGCAUGAGGAUUCCGAAGAGCUUAACGCAUUACUCUAUUCUGAUGAUGAUGCCAGCAACGACGAGAUUGAUUAUUACGAGGAUGAGGAGGAACGGAGUACAGGGCAUUCCCCCAGUAUGUUGACAGGAUCUAAUAAACAUGAAUUUGUUGACGAUAAAGUUGAAGAAGUGGCUAGUUCAACGGGUUUUAGGAAACGGCAUAAACUUGAUACAGGUGGGUAUGAUGUCAUAUCUCUUGAGGACACUGCAAGCUCAGCAAAAUCGGGUGUUAAUUGCUCCGAUGAGGCGGAGUUCAGUAGUUGUGAGAAUUAUUCUAGAGCUAGAAUAGCCUUUCCAAAAAUUGAAUCUGAAACUUUUCCAACAGGUAAAAGGGCUAGAAUUGAGAAAGUAAGGGAGACUAUAAGCAUUCUUCAAAAUUUAAUUCCUGGUGUGAAAAGUGGCAAGGAUCCUAUGGUGAUUCUUGAUGAAUCCAUUAGUUACUUGAGAAUUUUGAAGGUGAAAGCUAAAGCCUUGGGGCUUGAUUCUCUCUAAAAGAAGCAUAACGAAAGGCAAAUCUUUGUCCUGAAACGGUCAUGCUAUAGUGAUGUGUACGUUGAGCGUUAAAGGUUGUAUAUUGAUCUAGUUAAGUUCGGGAUGAAGGUUUAACAAAAGAAGAUUUAUAGUUAAUGGUCAUUAUGGUAAUCUAUACUGUUUGAGUUUUGUGUGUAAAAAAAGGAGAAUUUGGUAGUUUGCAGUUGGCAAUUUUGAAAGCUUUUGUGAAGGAAAAGUUUGGUAACCAUCGAAGUCAUUCAUGAGGUGUUUGUAUGAUGGAUAAAUAAGAUUUUCAAGCCUUUUGGUAAAAGCUUCAGCAAUGUAUAUCUUUUAUUGUCUUGUUGAGUACAAGCCCUUGCAAAAAUCAUUGUCAUAAAUUUGGUGUUGGCAAAGAUUUUUGCUUGUAAAGUGAGAUAUUGCUUAGGGUAUAAAGAAGUUGAAAGCUACUUUUUUAAGUUUGGUGAAGGGUUAAGUUGGUAAUUUGCUAUUGAAAUAUGACAACUUGUGGGGUUGAAAUGUUAUUGAAAGCUUUGUGAAAGGAAAGCUUGGUGCCCAUGAAGCCAUUAAGUAUUUCUUAGAUUCUUGACAUUGAUCCUUCAUGGCAUGUUAUAAAGGUGUUAAAGAAGAGUACAAAUCUUAGUGCAUCAUGUGGAAAUUUAAAGCAUGUGAAAUUCUUGGAUUGUUGGUGUAAUGUUAAUGAUGAUCCUCAUGGUUGUAUAUAGGUUAAAGUAAGGUUAGUCUUUAUAAUCUACAACUUGCACUUCACUAGGUAUAAAUUUGAAGCAUGGAGCAUGGAUCAUGGAUGACUAUUUUCUUGGAUGAUUAUGGACUAUUAUCAUGUAACACUCCACUUUCAUUGCAUGUAGUAUAAGUCAAAUAAUGAGUAUUUUCAUGGGGUGUAUAAUAGGUACAACUUUUUUGUCACAAGGUGCUAAUAUCAUUAGACAGGUACUACCAAGGCUGAAAAGGAAAUGUCUAAUGAGGUGAAAAAGAAAGGAGGAAAAUGAAAAGUAGUGUGUUUCUGUGUGUUUGUUUAUGUGUGUGGGUGAGAAGAAGCAAGAAAAGAGACUUUUGAUUCUUGAGAGGAAAUAAAGGAAUUGUAUUGUAGGGCCUAUGAAGUUGGCAAGCUUGCAUGCCUGGUUGGUGACUCAGAUGGACCCAAAACUCACUUCAUGUUUCUCUCUUUUCUGUUCAAGUUCAAAGGGUAAUCAUCAAUUGUGGGGUUAUCUUUCUUUAUUAGGUUGGACAAAUUGAUAAGUUCACUAGUCAAGCACACUAUUAAUGAUGUGCUCUUUUUAUGUAGCAAGUAAUGUAAUAUGUAAUUUCAUUUUCUUGUGUGAUAUAUGUAUGUGUAUAUAAUCAUUUCAUUUGUGUAGUAGUUUUGCUUGGGUCAUUUUUGUCAAA